Molecule: messenger RNA, 1305 nt
Organism: Lodderomyces pseudojiufengensis
Lineage: Eukaryota; Fungi; Ascomycota; Pichiomycetes; Serinales; Debaryomycetaceae
Gene: KGD2
Product: alpha-ketoglutarate dehydrogenase
Exons: 1
Coding region: 1-1305 (434 amino acids)
Biological process (GO): tricarboxylic acid cycle
Cellular component (GO): oxoglutarate dehydrogenase complex
Molecular function (GO): dihydrolipoyllysine-residue succinyltransferase activity
Source: RefSeq, a predicted model, not a curated record
AUGUUAGCUAGAAAUAUAAGUAGAGCUGGACAAAGCUUGCUCAAGUCAAGAUUACCAACAACAUCAUUUCCAAUUUCAAAUGUUUGUAAGAUUUCCUCAUUUUCAAUUCAAAAUUCAAUUAGAUAUGCAUCAACUAAAGUAAAAGUACCGGAUAUGGCUGAAUCUAUUACUGAAGGUACUUUAGCUUCAUUCAAUAAAGAAGUUGGAGAUUUUAUUAAUCAAGAUGAAUUAUUAGCUACUAUAGAGACAGAUAAAAUUGAUGUUGAAGUUAAUGCUCCAGUUAGUGGAACAAUUAAAACUCUUUUAGUUGAACCUGAUUCAACUGUUGAAGUUGGACAAGAAAUUGCAGAAAUUGAAGAAGGUGGAGAAGCACCAGCUAAAGAAGAAUCAAAAGAAGAAAAACCAAAAGAAGAUAAAUCAAAAGAAGAUAAAUCAAAAGAAGAACCAAAGGAAGAGAAAAAACCAGAACAACCAAAAGAGGAGAAAAAACCAGAACCUAAAAAGGAAGAACCAUCAAAACCUAAAAAAGAAGACAAACCAAAACCAAAGAAAGAAGAAACUAAAAAAGAAUCAUCAUCAUCACCAUCAUUCACAAACUUUUCUAGAAAUGAAGAAAGAGUUAAAAUGAAUAGAAUGAGAUUAAGAAUAGCAGAAAGAUUAAAGGAAUCACAAAAUACAGCUGCUUCAUUAACUACUUUUAAUGAAGUUGAUAUGUCAAAUUUAAUGGAUAUGAGAAAAUUAUAUAAAGACGAAUUUUUAGAAAAAACUGGUAUAAAAUUAGGAUUUAUGGGAGCUUUUUCAAAAGCUGCAUGUUUAGCAGCAAAAGAUAUUCCAGCUGUUAAUGCAUCAAUAGAAAAUAAUGAUACUUUAGUAUUUAGAGAUUAUACUGAUAUUUCAAUUGCAGUUGCAACUCCAAAAGGUUUAGUUACUCCAAUUGUUAGAAAUGCAGAAUCAAGAUCAAUAUUAGGUAUUGAAGAAGAAAUAGCAGCAUUAGGUAAAAAGGCAAGAGAUGGUAAAUUAACUUUAGAAGAUAUGACUGGUGGUACUUUCACUAUAUCAAAUGGUGGAGUAUUUGGUUCAUUAUAUGGAACUCCAAUUAUUAAUAUGCCACAAACUGCUGUAUUAGGCUUACAUGGUGUUAAACAAAGACCAGUAACUGUAAAUGGACAAAUUGUUUCAAGACCAAUGAUGUAUUUAGCUUUAACUUAUGAUCAUAGAGUAUUAGAUGGAAGAGAAGCUGUAACUUUCUUAAAAACAAUUAAAGAAUUAAUUGAAGAUCCAAGAAAGAUGUUAUUAUUGGAAUAG